AAAAAAAAAAAAAGCUUCAACAUAUUAAUGGGGGAAAUAAACAUUAAGUCCAUAUCUUACCCACUAAUCAAAGUCAUCUUUAUGCUGCACAUUGGCUGAUUAUUCACAUUUUACCAUGAGAAAAUUAAGGCUCAGAGAGAUUAGGUAAUGUGUCCAAGUUCACACAGCUGGAUAGAGACAGGUCUAGGAUUCAAACCCAGCUCUGUCUUGACUCCAAAGAUCAUAUUCUGUCCCCUAUAACAUACUGCCGAGGUAAUGAGAAAAAGUCGGAGAAGCUAUGAGAAGAGCCUACCACGGAAAACUCAAAUGCCUUUAGGAGCCAAGCUGGUAGCAAAUGCUCGAAGGUAAUGAUGAUGUUUAUUCUAUUCCUAUCCUAAUUAUAUUUCCUUUUACCACAGUGCAGAGACAGGGCAAAAUGACCAAAUCAAAGAUGGGCUGGCAGCUUUGAACAAAUUUAUAGACCUGGUGUUGAUGUGUCAGUUAAGGGAAGGACCAAAUAAUAUUUGAGAUGAGGCAGUCUCAGUGAGGUGAAGGGAGCUUAAUCCCAAGUACCACAAGGUGGGGAACAAAGAUAUUAAGGAAGCUCAGAGUGUGAGUGCAGACUAUUUCAAAAAGUUUGACUGGGAAGGAAAAGAAAGGAAAAUAACUAGAGAGGGUGUAGGAUAGAGGGGAAAUAUUAAUAUGGGAAGGACUUGGGAUUGACCUUCCUCAAGACAAGAUUUCGCAAUGGUGUGGUUAUGAGGAAGAGGAAGGGGGCAAAUUACCCAAAGGGAUAACUUGCUGAUGAAAAGAGUUCUAAGGCUAGGUGGGGGCAAGGUGGUGCAGAUGACUCUGAAAAGGUAGUUGAGUGCCUGAGAGCCUCAAAUGCCAUGCCAAGGCAUCUCAGCAAGAGACGGGUCAUGUUAGAAAUUAAUAGGACCCAAAGAAAAAGAUCUGGGAACAAAGGCCUGUUUCAGGUCUGCCAGUAUCUGGGAAAAAAAAAAAAAAUGAUGAGUAGGUUUUAGAAGUAUUGAGAUUUACAGGAACAACUGUUCAUCAAAGUGAAAAUAUACAGUGGGUGGCCAGGUGAUCCUGGAGCUCAAGAUGGAGGUGAAGAAGAGGAUCACUGCCCUGAAAGGAGAGAAAUGUUUAGGAGGCCUGCUUUACAGGGUGGAGAGAACUUCCGAGUUGAAGCAGACAGGAACAGGCCUGGCUUGCUCCACGGAGUACGAAACCAGGUGGGUCGCCGCUUCAGAUGGACUUCAGGGAGGAAAUGCAAAUGAGUUGAGGGUAUCGGUUUCUUCCCCACUUAAAAGAAAAACCAGCAACUGAUUCACUGAGUGCUUUCGUGGUGUUUUCCACGAUCUCACAAACCUGCCCCAAGUCGCACAAGGAGAGCCGGGGGCCGACUGCAACCCCGGUCGGUUCGACCCGAGUCUGCUCGCGAGACGCUUUGCUGGGGGCUCUCCUCGGUCAUCGGCCGGCAAGCCGGGAGGGGUGAAGCACGUCCAGAGCGAGCGGUGCUGGCCGAACCCGCCUCGACCCUGCUGCGUCCAGCGCCCCAACCACCGCAGCUUAAGAAAAUCAAAACCAGCGCUCCCCAAAGCAGGCCAACUUCCCUCCGGCGUCCGGGCUCCGGCCAAUCCCCAGGGCGGUCCCCGCCGCUCUACCCAAUGAGCGCCCACCCUCAGGGUACCUCCCACCAAGCUGUCUUCUGAUUGGCUCGCUCUUCCCGUCCGCGGCGUCGUCUUGGCAACCUGGCUACUGGACGCAGAGGGGCCUCCAGGCCACUGUCUACAGAGCCCCAGGCUCCUCACCUGCCCUGCUGCUUUCCAGCACCAUGUCGGUGCGGACGCUACCUCUGCUUUUUUUGAACUUGGGCGGGGAGAUGCUUUACAUCCUGGACCAGCGGCUGCGGGCCCAGAACAUCCCCGGAGACAAAGCCCGCAAAGAUGAAUGGACAGAGGUGGACAGAAAACGAGUACUGAAUGACAUCAUUUCAACCAUGUUCAACAGAAAGUUUAUGGAGGAAUUAUUCAAACCCCAAGAGCUCUACUCCAAGAAGGCCCUAAGAACCGUCUACAACCGCCUGGCUCAUGCCUCCAUUAUGAGACUGAACCAGGCCAGCAUGGAUAAGCUCUAUGACCUGAUGACUAUGGCUUUCAAGUAUCAAGUACUACUGUGUCCCCGUCCCAAGGAUGUGCUGCUGGUCACUUUCAAUCAUUUAGAUGCCAUCAAGGGAUUUAUCCAAGACUCCCCAACCAUCCUGCAGCAAGUGGAUGAGACUUUCCGGCAGCUGACAGAAACAUACGGGACUCUCUCUGCUGGGGAGUUCCAACUGAUCCGGCAGACGCUCCUCAUCUUCUUCCAAGACCUGCACAUCAGAGUGUCCAUAUUUCUAAAGGACAAAGUUCAAAAUUCUAAUGGUCGCUUUGUGUUGCCAGUGUCUGGACCUGUUCCCUGGGGAACUGAAGUUCCUGGACUCAUCAGAAUGUUCAACAACAAAGGUGAAGAAGUGAAGAAGACAGAAUUCAAGCAUGGUGGAAACUAUGUCUCUGCACCCAAAGAAGCUUCUUUUGAACUUUAUGGAGAUCGAGUCUUGAAACUGGGAACUAACAUGUACAGUGUAAACCGGCCUGUGGAAACCCAUAUGUCUGGAGCAUCAAAGAACUUAACCUCACAGACACAGGAAAACAUCGUUCCAAAUCCUCUUGCUAAAGAAGAGCUGAAUUUCCUGGCCAGGCUGAUGGGAGGGAUGGAGAUCAAGAAACCCAGUGGCCCAGAGCCAGGAUUCCGACUGAAUCUCUUUACCACUGAUGAAGAGGAGGAACACGCAGCACUAUCCAGGCCCGAAGAGUUAUCCUAUGAAAUUAUCAACAUACAAGCUAUGCAGACUGUAACUAAAGUCCCCAUUCUGACAAACAGCUGGGCAACUGAAAUGCAUACCAAUGGUGGGACCAAGAAGACCAGCAACGAAAGGAAGAGCUGGCUCGGAUCAUGGGAGAGUUUGAGAUCGCAGAGCAGCCACGGCAGAGCUCCAGCAAAGGGGAUGACUUGCUUGCCAUGAUGGACGAGUUAUAGGGGUGCUGAUCAGGUGCGGCCCUCCCUCCUCCUCGGCGGAGGGCUGCCUGAUGAAGACCCCUGGGAAAGAAGGCUCCAGAGUCCAAAAUGAUGCUGCUAGUUUCCCACUGCAGGAGGCUGUUACCUGUAGUUCCUGUUUACGUUGUAACGGGCUGCGCAGGUCUCCCUAAAGGGAGCAGCACCCCUCCUGAAGGCACACGCAUACACAUAUCUCCAGAAAAAUAUAUUUGUGAAUUGAAACCAGACCUUUCCCAUUUAUUUCUGAUUCUGUGGCAACCAUGCAAAGCAUCCUGGGCCAGAGGUUGAAGCCCAGAGUCAGUAAGGGGUCAUUCCUGUGAUCAUUUUCAGGUUUAUGACUUCACCUCUCCUGUAGGAACCAACAUCUCACAGAUGCUUAAGUCAUAACAAAAAUGUCAGCAUUUUCUGGGAUGUAGAUGGAUUGAAAUAAGAAGAAAAAGCAGUUGCCUUAAUUCAUGGGGCCCAGUUUAGACAGCCUUCCUCACCUGGUAUUUUAGUCAGCUUUUUGCUGCUGUGACUAAAUGAUCUGACCAGCACAAUUAUAGAGGAGGAAAGGUUUAUUUGAGGGCUCACAGUUUCAGA
Molecule: messenger RNA, 3660 nt
Organism: Sciurus carolinensis (gray squirrel)
Lineage: Eukaryota; Metazoa; Chordata; Mammalia; Rodentia; Sciuridae
Gene: Oscp1
Product: organic solute carrier partner 1
Exons: 12
Coding region: 1820-3046 (408 amino acids)
Biological process (GO): transport
Cellular component (GO): plasma membrane; cytoplasm
Source: RefSeq, a predicted model, not a curated record